AGCAAACUUUUAAAUUCUUCAGGGAAGAACAAAUCCCAACUUUUGAAACAAUCAAUCAAGGAGAACCUAUUUUUCUUUUCUCCAUUCUCGUCUUUCCUUGCUGAUUUUCUAGAGAAAAAGAAUCGUGAUAGUUUUUCGUUUUCAAUUUUCGUAGCGGUUGAUUAGAUAGCGAUGGCGAGCGAAUCCUCGUCGAAUUCGAAAAAUGUAGGGGACUCGUACAUAGGAAACUUCAUUAGUCUCAUCUCCAAGUACGAGAUACGCUAUGAAGGUGUUCUUUAUUAUCUCAACGUCCAAGAUUCCGCCAUUGGCCUCCAAAACGUAAGAUCUUAUGGAACAGAGGGUCGGAAGAAGGAUGGUCCACAAGUGCCACCAAGUGAUAAAGUGUAUGAAUACAUUCUCUUUCGUGGAAGUGACAUUAAGGAUCUGCAAGUUAAGUCUCCCCCUCCUGUGCAAAUAGAUGAGCAGAUUAACAAUGACCCUGCCAUUAUUCAGUCACAGUUUGCUGGUGUGCCUCUUAGCCCUUUUCCGUCAGUUUCAGUUGGUGGUAGAACUUUAACAGAAUCAACUCAGUGGCAGGAUAACCCUGCAUUAGCCAGUAGAGUCUAUCCGAGUGCUUUGCCAACACAUCAAUUUUCAUCUCAGGUGUAUCCAUCAAAUUAUUCACUGGCUGCUCAAAAUGCUGGUACUCCAUUAUUUUCCACUCCGUUGUAUUGGCAAGGAUACAAUGGAACUCCAAGCAAUGUUUCUCAAGCUCAACAGAAUCCUAUUCCUGUCCAAUCUCCUUCAAUGUUGUCAUCUCCUUUGACAGUGCAGAGUCAUGUAAACAAUCCUGAUCUUAACUCUUCUCCAAUUAUGGGAUUGAUAAAUGCAUCAGAACCUGUUAAUCCUGUCCUUUCAUCUAUUACAUCUAGUUCUUCACAUUCUUCUGUCACUGGCUCUUUUACUCCAGUGCAAGGUUCCAUGUACCCCAAUUUGCCAUCCUGCUCAUCCAUAAAAGCAUCUCCACCCUCGCAGGCUGCAUAUACUGCUAAUAGACUGUCAAUGUCAUCAUUUCCUUCAUCUUUUGGAGACACAAACAUCCCUGAAUCUCAACCUAUUGUCAAACCUGUUACUAGCCCUGCUGCCGCAGAUCCUUUAUCUGUUCUUCCGAACCCCAUGCCUUAUCCAGCUUGGUCUUCAGGUUCCUUGCUAACAUCAUCUCCAUCUUUGGUAACUCCGGGUCAGCUAGCACAAACCAGGCCCCAUGUGCUUUCUUCAACACAGAAUACAUACCCGGAUCAUACAAUUGCAGUCGCAUCACUAACAUCUUACACUCCAUCUGUGAAUUCUACUCCAGUUACUCAACCACCAUUGUUGCCAUUGCCAGCUCCUGCACAACAGGAACAAAACUUCCUGACAGAAAUUUUGAGUUUUGCAGAAUGUCUUUUCCGAGAGUCUCUGUACUCCACCACACCGUAUACUGAAGAAUUUGAUUUUGAAGCCAUGAAUGAGAAGUUCAAAAAGGAUGAAGUGUGGGGCUACCUUGGGAAGGCAAGCCAAAAGGAUAAAGCAGAAGGCAUGGAGGAUGAUGCAUCUGAUCACAGCUUGGGGGACAAACAGGGUUUUGGCCUACUGGCAAAAUUUGAUACACAGCCUGCUUACAAGAAAGAUGACUUCUUUGACACAAUUUCCUGUAACUCUCAUUCCCGUGGUGCAAGGAAUGGACAAAAUCGUUUCUCUGAGAGAAUGAAGUUAGAUAGUGAGACUUUUGGCAACUUCCAACAGAGAUCCCAUGUCAGUUAUGGACCUUAUCGUGGCUAUGGUGCUGGACGUGGUCAGAAUUAUGGAGGCUCUUACAACUGGGCCAGGGGAUAUGGCUAUGGUGGGAGGGGCUGUGGUCAGAACAUGUAUCCCUGAUGUUAUUUGAGUUUUCAGUGUUCUAUUAAAGCCCAUGGCUGCUAGAGACAUUGUCAUCUGUCAUCUUGGUUUUUCUCAUCAACCUUUGGCUUUAUGAAGACAUUAUAUCAAGGUAAAUGAAUGGUUGUUUGAGAUUUUCUUGCUGAGAUGCUUGGUAGGAACAACUAUACUGAUACAUUAUGGCAGGUUCAUGUCAUUUUUUUUUUUUGCUCGUGAGCUCGCCUUUUCCCUAUAAUUUUUUAACGAAAAGAAUUAUUGAAGCUUGAUGCAUAUAUGUGAAUGAUGAUUGUGUGUCCACCAUCCUUGUAAAGACAAUUCCACCGUCCCCUUUUUUUUAUUCA
This is a messenger RNA of Theobroma cacao (cacao), 2237 nucleotides long. RefSeq names its product decapping 5-like protein (gene DCP5-L). Gene Ontology annotation, biological process: cytoplasmic stress granule assembly; P-body assembly. The record is from RefSeq and is a predicted model, not a curated record. Gene Ontology annotation, molecular function: mRNA binding. Gene Ontology annotation, cellular component: P-body. Lineage: Eukaryota; Viridiplantae; Streptophyta; Magnoliopsida; Malvales; Malvaceae.